Achroia grisella is the source of this 2129-nucleotide messenger RNA. Its product is annotated as alkaline phosphatase-like. Gene Ontology annotation, biological process: dephosphorylation. The transcript has 11 exons. NCBI's taxonomy places the organism in Eukaryota, Metazoa, Arthropoda, Insecta, Lepidoptera, Pyralidae. Gene Ontology annotation, molecular function: alkaline phosphatase activity. The record is from RefSeq and is a predicted model, not a curated record. Bases 110 to 1927 code for a protein of 605 amino acids.
UGAAUUAAAUUAAUGAGUAAACAGAGAGUGAAAGGACUGGGAAGUAAUGGGAGAAGACUUUCUUUAGGACGCAUGUAACACACUGCUGCACCGAUGUGGCUUGUGAAUCAUGAGUGCUUGGUGCUGCAUCGUGAUCAUGAUGUCCACGAUCAGUACGAGCGUGCUAUCACCAGCACCACAGAAAACUGAAGCUAAAGAAGCCUACGAUCGUCACUAUUGGUACGCACAAGCACAAGAAACGUUGCAGAAACGUCUUCAGUACGCGUCUGAUAAAAAUCCAGUUGCUAAGAAUAUCAUCUUAGUGGUGGGAGACGGUAUGAGUUUGACUACUGCCACAGCAGCCAGGAUCCUCAGAGGGCAGCGGAGAGGCCAGUCUGGAGAAGACACCGACCUCGUAUGGGACACAUUCCCCGCUGUCGCACUAGCAAAGACAUACAAUCUGGAUGCUCAAACUGGCGAGUCGUCGGCGUGUGCCACUGCGCUUUUAUGUGGAGUUAAGGCCCGAUACGAAACAUUAGGCUUGGACGCCGGAGCUCGUUUCAAUAACUGCGCUACUACCAUAGAUUCGAAAGUUACAUCACUUAUAGAUUGGGCUCACGAAGCUGGCAAAUCCAGUGGUAUAGUGACUACUGCAAGAGUCACUCACGCUACACCUGCAGCUUUAUAUGCACAUGCACCAUCAAGAUAUUGGGAGGAUGAUAGUAGAGUACCGCCAAAUGUCAGAAAAGACUGUAAGGAUAUUGCAAUGCAGUUAGUAGAGAACGAACCAGGAAAACAUAUAAACGUAAUUAUGGGUGGUGGAAGACGACAUUUUCUGCCAACAAUAACACCAGAUCCUGAACACCCGAACCGGGAGGGAAGAAGAUUAGAUGGACGGAAUCUCGCUGAAGAUUGGGCCAGAGAAAAGAAGAGGCGGCGGUUACGAGCGCAGUAUAUACAUUCACGUGAACAGUUAGCCAAGCUUGAUCCAAGAUCAGUGGAUUACUUGUUAGGUUUAUUUGAAUAUUCUCAUAUGGAAUUUAAUGCGGAGCGAGGUGCGGUAGCAGAUGCGGAAGAGGGCACGUCUGCUGGAUCAGCGGUGAAGGCUGAUGACCCAUCUUUGGCAGAUAUGACUAGAGCUGCAUUGUCGAUAUUGCUGAAAAAUGAUAAGGGAUUUUUUUUACUAAUUGAAGGGGGUCGUAUAGACCAUGCUCACCAUUACAACAAUCCGUAUAGAGCUUUGGAUGAAACUUUAGAAUUAGAAACAGCUCUCUUAGCCGCUUUAGAAAGAGUUAAUCCAACCGAAACUCUAAUUGUGGUUACAGCUGAUCAUGGUCAUGUUAUGACUUUUGGUGGUCAAGCUACACCCCGAGGACAUCCCGUACUAGGUGCGGACACAGUGGCUUCCGAUAUCGAUGGCUUACGGUACACGACGCUUCUCUAUGGGACCGGUCCAGGUCACUCCGAGCCAAGGGCUCUUCCAGUAAAUUCAACAACUUUAUACCCUGAUGCAGUGCACGCUUCUGCUGUACCAAGACAAUGGGCCACGCAUGGAGCUGAAGACGUACCGGUUUAUGCUUUAGGUCCAAUGGCAACGAUAUUAUUUACUGGUGUUGUAGAACAAAGCUAUAUCCCACAUGCCAUAGCUUAUGCUGCCUGCUUCGCUCACCAAUCAAGACGGUGUCAAGUAAAGGCGAACUAUACGCAAACGCCGGUAAAAGUUCCCAACUGCGUGCCACCUGAGGUGAGCAGUGUUGCCGCUGCAGAAGAAACAAGAAAUGACGGUUCAAGUGGCCGGCGUAUUGUAAUUGCAUCAAGCGUCAUGUCAGACGAGCGGGCGACUCGGUCUGCCGCUACGCUUUCCGCUCAGCUCAUAAAACUGAGCUGUCUUAUAUCAACCUUGUUACACUUCAUAUCGUACUUUAACUUCUUGUUUAUAAUUCAGUGACACAAUUUCACAUCACAUCACAAAUUUGAUUAAUUUACGACACUGUAAUAUCAACUGUUGAAAUUGGCUUUAGUACAAAUUUUGUUUAUUAAAUGAAUUCGGUACAUGUUAUUAAUUAUGAAUUAGCUACACAAUUUUGACAUAUGAUAUGAUUGUGUUGUAUAAAUAUGUGUACAGGGAACGAAUUUAGAUACACCUGGUG